AUGUCCGGCUUCUGGCGUCCCGGCGCCGAAGCUCCGAGCAUCAAUCGUCCAUCGACGCUCCUAUCCCUGGAGGUCGACGCAGAUGACGAUGCGAACAGAGGCAGCGCGGUGGGCGUUGGAAUCAUCAAUUUUGAGAAAAAUCCCAAGCAAAGCCUCAGCGCGCGACGCCGAGCGCUCCCGAUCGCCGCGCACGAGAACGAGUUGUUAUACUGCGUCGAACGUCACGCGACGACGAUCGUGGUCGGGCACACCGGGUGCGGGAAGACGACGCAGAUACCGCAGUAUUUGAGAGCGGGCGGGUGGUGCGCGAGCGGACGCGGCGUGGCGGUGACGCAACCGAGGCGAGUGGCGGCGCAGACAGUGGCGCAGAGGGUGGCGGAGGAGGUCGGGUGCGUGUUAGGGGACGUCGUGGGGUACGCGAUUCGGUUCGAGGACGUGUGCGCGGAGGGAAAGACGGAGAUUAAGUUUUGCACGGAUGGCGCGCUGUUGAGAGAGUUGGCGGACGAUCCGUUAUUGACAAAGUAUUCGGUGGUGAUGGUGGACGAGGCGCACGAGCGCACGCUCGCCACGGACGUGUUGUUGGGGUUAUUGAAAAAGGUCCAGCGUGCGCGACCGGAUCUACGGUUGAUCGUGUCGAGCGCGACGAUUCAGGCGGAGUUGUUUGCGGAAUUUUUUGACGCGAGCAGAGCCGACGCCGCCGAUGCGCGCGGCGCCGACGCGGGACCGUCCAAGAAGCCCGUGAUCAUGUCCGUCGAGGGUCGGGCGCACGGCGUACUGAUUCAUUACGCCGAUGAACCGACUGGGGAUUACGUGCAGAGGGCGGUGGAUGCGGCGCUGGACGUGCACCAAGGCGAAGGUCCGGGUGACAUUUUAAUCUUUCUCACGGGAGAGGAAGAGAUCGACGAUGCGGUGCGUUUGCUCGAGGACGAGGCGCGAGAGAUGCAAAGUCGUUCAGGGAAUUCGCGUAACGCGCUAGAUUUAGUCGUUUGCCCGCUCUACGCGGGAUUGAAUCCAGCCGCUCAAUUGGAGGCGUUUAGGCCGGCGAGGAGAGGAACUCGAAAAGUUGUCGUCGCCACAAACGUGGCGGAGACGUCCGUCACGAUCGAGGGCAUCGUGUACGUGAUAGAUUGCUGCUUCUCUAAGCAGAAAGCGUUCGAUCCCGAACGCGGGAUGGAGAGUUUGUUCGUCGCUCCGGUGAGCAAGGCGAGCGCGAACCAGCGCGCCGGAAGAGCCGGGCGCGUUCGCCCGGGUAAGUGCUUUCGCCUGUGCACCGAGAUCGACUAUCGAGCGUUGGCCGACGUCACGGCGCCAGAGAUCGUUCGAAGUGAUCUAGCGAGCGUGGUCCUGCAAAUCAAAGCCAUGGGGAUAGAUAAUAUUAUGAAUUUCGAGUGGGUGUCGCCGCCGCCCGAGGCGAACAUGAUCAAGGCGCUCGAGCUCCUGUAUGCGCUCAAGGCUCUGGACGACGACGCCAAGCUCACGAACCCGCUCGGGAUUCAUCUAGCCGAAUUACCCGUCGAUCCCCAGCUCGGGAAGAUGCUCCUCGUGAGCGGAGAGAUGGAGUGCGUUCGAGAGGCGCUCACGGUUGCGGCGUACCAGCAAGUGCGCUCGCUUUGGGUCACGCACCGCGGGCAGAAGAAACGACUGGACGAAAUGCGCAAUCGUUUCGCCGUGGAGGAAGGGGACGCGGUGAUGAUGCUGAACAUUCACGACGCGUACCGCGACGCGCGAAAUCAAGCCAAGUUUGCGGGCGAAAACAUGCUCAAUCACCGAGCGCUUCUUCGCGCCGGAGACAUUCGCGCGCAGUUGAGACGGCACCUCGCGCGGCUCGGCGUUCUCACCGAUUCGUCGUGCGGAGACGACACGAUUCCGAUUCGUCGCGCCAUCGCGGCUGGUUUCUUCGCCAACGCCGCCGCGCUGGCACCGUACGGAGGCGGUGCCGACGGUUCCGUCUUCCACUCUCUUCGCGCGACGACGGCGCGCGCUCGGGCGCGCGAGCUCCGCGUCCACCCGAGCUCCGCCCUCUUCCACGCCCGUCCACCGUGCGUGGUGUACUGCGCCGCCGUGCGCACCGAUCGCGAGUACAUGCGCGACGUCACCGUCGUCGACCCAUCCUGGCUCACCGAGCUCGCCCCGCACUUUUACGAGGCGAGGGUUACGUAG
This is a messenger RNA of Ostreococcus tauri, 2160 nucleotides long. RefSeq names its product Helicase, C-terminal. Bases 1 to 2160 code for a protein of 719 amino acids. The record is from RefSeq and is a predicted model, not a curated record. The transcript has a single exon. Gene Ontology annotation, cellular component: intracellular anatomical structure. Lineage: Eukaryota; Viridiplantae; Chlorophyta; Mamiellophyceae; Mamiellales; Bathycoccaceae. Gene Ontology annotation, molecular function: ATP binding; RNA binding.